This is a messenger RNA of Oncorhynchus gorbuscha (pink salmon), 1183 nucleotides long. RefSeq lists its product as uncharacterized. Bases 66 to 953 code for a protein of 295 amino acids. The record is from RefSeq and is a predicted model, not a curated record. The transcript has 3 exons. Lineage: Eukaryota; Metazoa; Chordata; Actinopteri; Salmoniformes; Salmonidae.
ACGUCUGACACUCCAGAACAGAGGAAGAACACAACAUCACUGACACUUGUCUCCAACUACACAAAAUGGCUUCUAAAUACAUCACAGAAAUUGCAAUCUCCACUGACUCUAAAAGGGAACAACAGCUUCGUGGCCAAGGCUUUCACAUGAUGAAUGUAAACCUCAACCAAGGCAAUUCAUCCACCACCAGAGUUUACAUGUGGUACAAAAAGGGCAAUGGAGAACCCAUCACCAGAGUCCAGUUCUCAUUCACUGAUGGAAUGAAAGAUGGCCUGAGGAGUGCAGGGUUCACUGAGCUCCCAGAAAACAUCAACUCUGGAGCAGAGGGAGAUGUCAUCCAUCUGUGGUACUUUAGUGGUGCAAGCCCUAAGUAUGACAUUCCCAUUGUAGAUCUCCUACUCACCACUAAUGUGAAUGCAGAGGCCGCUCAAUUCAAAUACGGCUGGGAAAGGCUACCGUGUGAUCUGAACCGCGGUAGUUUAGGAGAUUACAUCAACCUCUGGGUGAAGAGAGCGAGUCAGACCUACAUCUGUGACGUUGCUGCCACCACCUCAUUCCAAGAAGACAUCAACCUUUUCAAGGAGGGCUACAUCCGGAUGGAUGAAGAUCUCAAUAGAGGUGCUGGAGGAAACUGUAUCUUCCUCUGGUACCGUCAAUCCACCGAUAACAAAAGCGGGGUCAUCAAGAUGGAUGUCUCCAUCAACCAUGAGCAGGAUUUCAGCCUACAGCAGCGUGGUUUCUCCGUGGUGAAUGUUAACCUCAACGAGGGAACAUCUGGUCGGCCAGUGUUUGUCUGGCUCAAGAAAGAUGGAUCUCUCCCUAUCAAGGCCUUGACCGUUACAUCCAACCACAAGGCAGACGGUCCUUAUGAGGAGGCCGGCUUGGUUUCCAUCGCGAAAAAUCUGAAUACUGGCAACAACGGUGUCCCCCUCUUCCUCUGGUAUGGCAAGUAAAAACCAGAGGUGGAGAGGAAGUGUCAGACUAAAAAUGUGGAAGAUGUUAGCUUGUGCAUGGCAUUUUCUCUGUCUAUUUUCUGUUAAAAAAUAUCUUAUCUUUCCCGUCAAAAAUAGAAAUAAUUAAAUGACCCUAAAUGUUAGCUUCAUGUAAUAAAGUCACUGUCAUAGAUCAUUAAGGAACGUUAAGGUUGACUUUAAUGUUCUUUCCAAUCUAUUCACAAUUGAAU